Molecule: messenger RNA, 3234 nt
Organism: Mandrillus leucophaeus (drill)
Lineage: Eukaryota; Metazoa; Chordata; Mammalia; Primates; Cercopithecidae
Gene: TXNDC16
Product: thioredoxin domain containing 16
Exons: 21
Coding region: 439-2916 (825 amino acids)
Source: RefSeq, a predicted model, not a curated record
AGAGAAUGCCUCACGUAGGGAGCACGAGGAGAAGGAGGAGCUUCGCAGGUUGUUUUUUGUCCCGGAGGCCGACUCUGUCGAGUCGGUGGCGGCCGCAGGCUGGGAAGGAGCGGUGCUACGCCUUCGCAGGUUGGCGAAGUGAUUCCAGGCUACCCGGCUAGUCUGGCACGGCCCGGCCUUCUGCCUCCUACUCCGUCGCGUGGCGGCGGGAACUGUUGGCCGCGCGGCCUCAGGAACGGCCCAGGUCCCCGUCCGCAGGUCCCGGGCAGAUAACAUAGAUCAUCAGUAGAAAACUUCCUGAAGUUGUUCAAGAAAAAUUUGAAAGUAACAAAAUAGAAAACAAAGAGAAUUAACAGCAGAUACAGAGGACAGCAUGGAAGUGUUGUCUUAGGAAACAGAACACAGCAGUGAAAAAGCAGUCAAAAAUCUUCCACUCAUAUGCAGCUGCAGCUCAUGAUGUCUUCUGGCUUCAGUGUCUUUAGAGUUGGGAUCUCUUUUGUCAUAAUGUGCAGUUUUUACAUGCCAACAGUAGACUCUUUACUAGAACUGAGUCCUCAGAAAUAUUUUAGUACAUUGCAACCAGGAAAAGCCUCUUUAGCUUAUUUUUGUCAAGCUGAUUCCCCAAGAACAUCUGUGUUUCUUGAAGAACUGAAUGAGGCUGUUAGACCAUUGCAGGACUAUGGAAUUUCAGUUGCCAAGGUUAAUUGUGUCAAAGAAGAAAUAUCAAGAUACUGUGGAAAAGAAAAGGAUCUGAUGAAAGCAUAUUUAUUCAAGGGCAACAUACUGCUUAGAGAAUUCCCUACUGACACCUUGUUUGAUGUGAAUGCUAUUGUCGCCCAUGUUCUCUUUGCUCUUCUUUUUAAUGAAGUGAAAUAUAUUACCAACCUGGAAGACCUUCAGAACAUAGAAAAUGCUCUGAAAGGAAAAGCAAAUAUUAUAUUUUCAUAUGUGAGAGCCAUUGGAAUACCAGAGCACAGAGCGGUCAUGGAAGCUGCUUUUGUGUAUGGGACUACAUACCAAUUUGUCUUAACCACAGAAAUUGCCCUUUUGGAAAGUCUUGGCUCUGAGGAUGUGGAAUAUGCACAUCUCUACUUUUUUCAUUGUAAACUAGUCUUGGACUUGACCCAGCAAUGUAGAAGAACACUAAUGGAACAGCCAUUGACUACACUGAACAUUCACCUGUUUAUUAAGACAAUGAAAGCACCUCUGUUGACUGAAGUUGCUGAAGAUCCUCAACAAGUUUCAACUGUUCAUCUCCAGCUAGGCUUGCCACUGGUGUUUAUUGUUAGCCAACAGGCUACUUAUGAAGCUGAUAGAAGAACUGCAGAAUGGGUUGCUUGGCGUCUUCUGGGAAAAGCAGGAGUUCUGCUCUUGUUAAGGGACUCUUUGGAAGUGAACAUUCCUCAGCAUGCUAAUGUGGUCUUCAAAAGAGCAGAAAAGGGAGUUCCAGUGGAAUUUUUGGUAUUACAUGAUGUUGAUUUAAUAAUAUCUCAUGUGGAACAUAAUACGCACAUUGAGGAAAUACAAGAAGAUGAAGACGAUGACAUGGAAGGUCCAGAUAUAGAUGUUCAGGAUGAUGAAGUGGCAGAAACUGUUUUCAGAGAUAGGAAGAGAAAAUUACCUUUGGAACUCACAGUGGAACUAACAGAAGAAACAUUUAAUGCAACAGUGAUGGCUUCUGACAGCAUAGUACUCUUCUAUGCUGGUUGGCAAGCAGUAUCCAUGGCAUUUUUGCAAUCCUAUGUUGAUGUGGCAGUUAAACUGAAAGGCACAUCUACUAUGCUUCUUACUAGAAUAAACUGUGCAGAUUGGUCUGAUGUAUGUACUAAGCAAAAUGUUACUGAAUUUCCUAUUGUAAAGAUGUACAAGAAAGGGGAGAACCCAGUAUCUUACGCUGGAAUGUUAGGUACCAAAGAUCUCCUAAAAUUUAUCCAACUCAAUAGGAUUUCAUAUCCAGUGAAUAUAACAUCGAUUCAAGAAGCAGAAGAAUAUUUAAGUGGGGAAUUAUAUAAAGACCUGAUCUCCUAUUCUAGUGUGUCAGUACUGGGACUAUUUAGUCCAACCAUGACAACAGCAAAAGAAGAUUUUAGUGAAGCAGGAAACGACCUAAAAGGAUAUGUUAUCACUGGAAUUUAUUCUGAAGAAGAUGUUUUGCUACUGUCAAACAAAUAUGCUGCAAGUCUUCCAGCCCUUCUGCUUGCCAGACACACAGAAGGCAAAAUAGAGAGCAUCCCACUAGCUAUCACCCGUGCAGAAGACAUAGUUCAAAUAGUAACAGAUGCACUACUGGAAAUGUUUCCAGAAAUCACUGUGGAAAAUCUUCCCAGUUAUUUCAGACUUCAGAAACCAUUAUUGAUUUUGUUCAGUGAUGGCAGCAUAAAUCCUCAGUAUAAAAAAGCAAUGUUGACACUGGUAAAGCAGAAAUACUUGGAUUCACUUACCCCUUGCUGGUUAAAUCUAAAGAAUACUCCAGUGGGGAGACGAAUCUUGCGGGCAUAUUUUGAUCCUCUGCCUCCCCUUCCUGUUCUUGUUUUGGUGAAUCUGCAUUCAGGUGGCCAAGUAUUUGCAUUUCCUUCAGACCAGGCUAUAAUUGAAGAAAACCUUGUAUUGUGGCUGAAGAAAUUAGAAGCAGGACUAGAAAAUCAUAUCACAAUUUUACCUGCUCAGGAAUGGAAACCUCCUCUUCCAGCUUACGAUUUUCUAAGUAUGAUGGAUGCUGCAACAUCUCAACAUAGCACUAGGAAAAUUCCCAAGUGUAUGAAAGAAACAGAUGUACAGGAGAAUGAUAAGGAACAACAUGAAGAUAAAUCGGCAGUCAGAAAAGAACCGAUUGAAACUCUGAGAAUAAAGCAUUGGAAUAGAAGUAAUUGGUUUAAAGAAGCAGAAAAAUCAUUUAGGCAUGAUAAAGAGUUAUGAUGCUCAAAGGUGAACUAAUUUUAUAGGGCUGUGGUUUCCAAAAUUUUUUUGGCAUACUAGACUUAAUUUAUUUCCUUAAAGAAUAAUACUAAAUCAUUUCAAGUUUGUAGACUAGUGCCGUCCAAUAGAAUUAUAAUACAAGUCACAUGUUUUAUUUAAAAUUUUCUAGUAACUAAGCAAAGUAAAAGUGAGCAGGGCAAAAUAAUUUUGAUAUUAUUUUUCACCCAGUAGUAUGCCAAAAAUAGCUAAAUUAAUAUAAAAAUUAUUAAUGAGGUAUUUUACAUCCUUUUUUAUACCAAGUCUUCAAAAUACAGUACA